UUACCCCAUAUACUCGCCAAAAACAUUUUCCAAAUACUUUUGACAUCCUUAAUAAUUCCCUCGUAUGUCUUUUUUGUGAACAUUCUGUUAGUUGGAAAUACAAAGUUAGUGUUUCUUCACAUGUUAAAAGUAAAGUUCAUAUCAAAAAUAAAAGAAACUAUGAAACAGCUGCACAAAAUAUCUAUCCUCAAACUUUAGACAGAGUUUUAUCUAUUGCAGAAUUUAAAAAGGUUGUAGUUCAGGAUCUUGUAAAGCAUUUGUUAAAGCAAACAUUCCUUUAG
This is a messenger RNA of Funneliformis geosporum, 281 nucleotides long. The record is from the annotation of a GenBank genome assembly. Lineage: Eukaryota; Fungi; Glomeromycota; Glomeromycetes; Glomerales; Glomeraceae.